Molecule: messenger RNA, 519 nt
Organism: Vigna angularis (adzuki bean)
Lineage: Eukaryota; Viridiplantae; Streptophyta; Magnoliopsida; Fabales; Fabaceae
Product: bZIP transcription factor 27
Exons: 1
Coding region: 1-519 (172 amino acids)
Biological process (GO): positive regulation of DNA-templated transcription
Cellular component (GO): nucleus
Molecular function (GO): DNA-binding transcription factor activity
Source: RefSeq, a predicted model, not a curated record
AUGGAAGAGGUGUGGAAAGACAUAAAUCUUGCUACCUUAAAUGACCAAGUCACACGCUCCGCAACAACGCACUCCAACUUGGGAGGAGUAAUCCUCCAAGACUUUCUCGCUCGACCCUUCACCAUGGAUCCACCAAACACCAUUCUUUCCUCUCAAACUCCCUCCCUCUACGGCGCCCCCUCCUCACCGGCACCACCACUCCUCACGGCUCUCAGCCUGAGCUCACACCCCCACCUCCAUUUCGACCCUCACACUCAAAAACCCUCACAUCCCCACCACCCUCCUCCACCUUCCAACCACUCUUGCUUCACCACCCCAACCACCGCCUCCUUAGGCGCCAAAAGAUUCGCAGAACCCGAUUGCAACCUCGGAGACAGAAGAAACAAGCGCAUGAUCAAGAACCGCGAGUCCGCUGCACGAUCGCGAGCCAGGAAACAGGAAAAAUUUAGCUUCACCUUUUCGCUCUCCUUAAUUUUUCCGACCGUGGGAUUUAAGUCCCACAAUUCUAGGUUUAACUGA